UAUUUAUCAAAUCCUGUCAAACUAAUUUAUUUACUAUACAUACUAUAAUAACAGUGAAAGUGAAAACAUUGGAUUAAAUGUGAAGUUGAGUAAAACAUUAUAUAGAAACAAAAAUAAACGGCUUUUAGCACAUAAUGCAAUGAUCCUCUUAAAACAUAAGAUAAAUUAUUCCCUUUUAUAUCAAAAAAUAAAAGUUCAUAAAAAUAGAUACCUUGCAACUUUUGGCAAUGCAGAUUUUCAAAAUUCAAAAAAUGUUUUUCAACGAAGAGAGUUUGAACCAAGAACACCAGAUCCUGAUUAUAUUCCACCAGUUCCUGAACAUGCCCGAGUAGUUGUUUGUGGUGGUGGUAUCAUGGGUUCAUCAGUUGUUUAUCAUUUAGCCAAAAAUGGUUGGGGAAAGGAUACUGUUUUAAUAGAACAAUCAAAAAUUUCUGAUGGGAACCCUUGGCAUGAAAGUGGUCUUGUUGGUAGAUUCUAUCCAACUAUAACUGAAAUAAAAUUAGCACAAUAUUCAUACGAUUUGAUACGAGAUUUAACGAAAAAUAAUCAUCCAACUGGAUGGAAAGAAGUUGGUUCAUUAAAUGUUGCAAGAACUUUCGAUCGAAUGACCUGGUUUCGUCGUAUGAAAUCGAUUGGCAAUGCUUUUGGAAUACAAUCAGAAAUCUUAUCUCCAAAAGAAUGUAAAGAAAAAUGUCCUCAUAUUGAAUUUAAGGAUCUUGAAGGUGGUCUUUGGCUUCCUUCAGAUGGAGUAUGCAACCCACAUUUACUUUGUCAAACAUUUGUUAAAGAAGCUCAACGAAUGGGAGCUUCUAUAAUAGAAAAUUGUGCUCUUAAAAGAGUAAAACAAACUGAUGGAAAAGUAAGUGGUGUGGAAACAACGUCUGGAAAUAUAUCGUGCGAAUUUUUUGUCAAUUGCACUGGAUUUUGGGCGCACUAUAUUGGAAGACUUUCAGAUCCCCAAGUUAAAAUACCUCUCCACCCAGUACAAGUUCAUUUUUUACAUACAAAGCCUAUUCCGUGGUUACCAGCGGAUAUGCCAGUUAUAAGAGACAUGGAUGGAAAAAUUUAUAUACGAGGUAACGAUGGAACUAUUUUAGCUGGAGGUUUUGAAUUAGAAGCUAAACCAGCAUUUGAAGAUGGUAGAGUCCCAACUGCCCAGUCUGAUAGGGAACUACCGCCAGACUGGGAUCACUUUUAUGAACUAUUAGAAGAAAUUCUUAAAAGAAUGCCAUGUCUUGAGGAUGUUGUAAUAGAUAGGUUAACAAAUGGACCGGAAGCUUUUUCACCUGAUUGUAAAUGGAUUGUGGGAGAAAGUCCAGAAAUUAAGAAUUAUUUUAUAUCUGCUGGUAUGAAAACCAUUGGAGUUUCAGGUGCAGGAGGAAUCGGUCGUGCUAUAGCAGAUAUAAUUGUUAAAGGCUUUUCAAGAAUAGAUGUGCACUUGCUAGACAUUUCAAGAUUUCUUGGACUACAUAAUAAUCGUAAAUUUUUAAAGGAACGAUGUAAAGAAGUUCCAGGUUUGAAAUACAAAAUUCCUUAUCCAUUCGAUGAAUUCAAAACUGGUAGAAAUUUGCGAAUGUCUCCUAUUUAUCCCUCUUUGAAAGAAGCUGGUGCUGUCUUUGGUCAAACGAUGGGUUAUGAAAGACCCAACUAUUAUGAUCCACGUGACAAAUUAGAUGAACUCGGUCUUCCAAGGUUUCGAAUAGCAGAAACAAAUACUUUUGGUAAACCUCCAUGGUUUGAAUUUGUUUCAGCAGAGUACAACGCCUGCAGGGAAAGAGUUGGUCUUGCUGAUUACAGCUCAUUUACAAAGUAUGAUAUAUCAUCAAAAGGUCGGGAGGUCGUUGAUUUUUUGCAAUACUUGUGCUCAAACGACGUAGAUGUCCAAGUAGGUUCAAUUAUUCAUACCGGUAUGCAAAAUAAUCAUGGUGGAUAUGAAAACGAUUGUUCAAUAGUACGACUUUCAGAAAAUCACUAUAUGUUGAUCGCUCCAACGAUUCAGCAAAAGCGAUCUCUUGCUUAUAUUCGUCGUCACAUAUCUCCUGGGUCUGGAAUAAACAUAACAGACAUUACCUCUAUGUACACCGCCAUAUGCAUUUUAGGGCCCUACACAAGAGCAUUGCUCUCAGAACUCACAGAUACUGAUUUAUCACCAUCCAAUUUUCCAUUUUUUACUUACAAAGAAUUAGAUGUAGGUUUAGCAAAUGGAGUUCGAGCAUUAAAUAUAACCCAUACCGGAGAGCUAGGGUACGUACUAUAUAUUCCAAACGAAUUCGCAUUACAUGUCUAUUCAAGAUUAUGGGAAGCUGGACAACGUUACGGGAUUCAGCAUGCCGGCUACUAUGCUACAAGAACUCUAAGAAUAGAAAAGUUUUUUGCAUUUUGGGGUCAAGAUUUAGACACCUUUACAACUCCUUUAGAAUGUGGCCGGACAUGGAGAGUAAAACUCAAUAAAGACAUAGAUUUCAUUGGUCGUGAAGCACUGUUAAAGCAAAGGGCGGAAGGUGUUAAAAAAAUGUAUGUACAACUGCUUUUAAAUGAUCAUGAUCCCGAAAUUGAUUUGUGGUGUUGGGGUGGCGAACCAAUUUAUAGAAAUGGUAAAUAUUCUGGUAUGACAACGACGACAGGUUAUGGUUUUACAUUGAAAAAACAAGUAUGUUUGGGCUUCAUAAAAAAUUAUGGCGAAAAGGGUGAAUCACUUCCAGUAACAAAUGAUUUUAUACUGUCCGGACACUAUGAAGUAGAAGUUGCUGGUUUAAGAUUCGAAGCAAAAGUAAAUCUACAUUCACCUAACUUACCAACUAAAUUUCCGGAUCGAGAACGUGAGGCAUAUAAAGCUACAAGGGAUAAACCAGUUCAGGGGGACAUUUUAUCAUAUAGAACAUAAAUUUAACUAUUAAAUGAGAAGGACAAUAAAAAUUAUAACAAAGUUUCUAGAAAUUAAGGAAGCUUGUUACAUUUAGUUAACAUUUAUUUUAUAUCAAAGAAAAUGGGAAAUUUUUGUCAUUUCGAAACUUUUUAGAUUUUUAAUACGGUCAAUUAGAAAGUGAUAAAUAA
This is a messenger RNA of Condylostylus longicornis, 3054 nucleotides long. Its product is annotated as pyruvate dehydrogenase phosphatase regulatory subunit, mitochondrial. NCBI's taxonomy places the organism in Eukaryota, Metazoa, Arthropoda, Insecta, Diptera, Dolichopodidae. The transcript is spliced from 9 exons. Gene Ontology annotation, molecular function: oxidoreductase activity; protein binding. The coding region runs from base 140 to 2884 and encodes 914 amino acids. The record is from RefSeq and is a predicted model, not a curated record. Gene Ontology annotation, cellular component: mitochondrion.